GUGUCAGUAGGAGGGGAGUGAAGAGGGGGAGUGUCCUGUGCAGGACCAGGGCUGCAUGCUGGCAGCCCCGGGGCGUGCGAGCUGGACUAUAUAUAUAACUCUGCAACUCUCGUCACUCUGCCUUUCUCAGUAACUCCUGGGGAAUCUGCUGCCUGCUCUCCUCCUCCAGUGACCACACGCUCAGCCUCAGUCUCCAGCCCCAGACACACCCCGGAUCUCCUGUCUUCCCAACUCACAGGACUAGCACCAUGGCCCAGCAACAGAUCAGCCUCCCAGCCAAACUGAUCAACGGGGGGAUAGCAGGCAUAGUAGGAGUCACUUGUGUGUUCCCCAUCGACCUGGCCAAGACUCGUCUGCAGAACCAACGAUGUGGGCAGCCGCUCUAUAAGAACAUGAUGGACUGUCUCAUGAAGACGGUGAGAUCAGAGGGCUACUUUGGAAUGUAUAGAGGAGCUGCAGUGAACCUUACCCUGGUGACCCCAGAGAAGGCCAUCAAACUGGCCGCCAACGACUUCUUCCGCCACCAGCUUAGUAAAGACGGUGGCAGGCUGACGGUCUCCAAAGAGAUGCUGGCGGGAUGUGGAGCAGGAAUGUGCCAGGUCAUCAUCACCACCCCCAUGGAGAUGCUGAAGAUCCAGCUACAAGAUGCCGGCAGGCUUGUGGCCCAGCAGAGAGUCAUGCCCAACAUGGUGCCCGUCCUGAAAGUGGGAGGAGCCAACGCCGUUCUGAGACGCUCGUACACGGCCGGCCCCGCCCCCCAGCUGUUGCGAGCGUCGGCCACCCAGAUCACCAGGGAGCUGCUGCGAACCAAGGGCAUCACAGGCCUGUACCAGGGGCUGGGGGCCACUCUGAUGAGGGACAUUCCGUUCUCGGUGGUCUAUUUCCCGCUCUUUGCCCACCUGAACCAGUUGGGCGAGCGCUCGUCCCAGGACACCAGCGUUCCUUUCUACUGGUCCUUCCUGUCUGGCUGCUUGGCCGGGUCCACUGCCGCCGUGGCGGUCAACCCUUGUGACGUGAUCAAAACCAGGCUCCAGUCGCUGAACAAGGGAGCCAAUGAAGAGACCUACAGCGGAGUGGUAGACUGCAUCAGUAAGAUAUUGAAGAAGGAGGGUCCGGGAGCGUUCCUGAAGGGCGCCGGCUGCAGGGCGUUGGUCAUCGCCCCUCUGUUUGGAAUAGCCCAGGUCAUGUACUUUGUAGGCGUGGGGGAGUUUCUGCUAGGAUACACCCCUUACAACAUCUACUCUGCCUGAGGCGACCACACCCCAUUAUCCCCCCCCCCCCCCCGCCAGCUUU
This is a messenger RNA of Hypomesus transpacificus, 1293 nucleotides long. It is a transcript of the gene slc25a55b, whose product is annotated as solute carrier family 25 member 55b. Gene Ontology annotation, molecular function: L-glutamate transmembrane transporter activity; L-aspartate transmembrane transporter activity. The record is from RefSeq and is a predicted model, not a curated record. NCBI's taxonomy places the organism in Eukaryota, Metazoa, Chordata, Actinopteri, Osmeriformes, Osmeridae. The transcript has 9 exons. Bases 249 to 1250 code for a protein of 333 amino acids. Gene Ontology annotation, biological process: L-glutamate transmembrane transport; aspartate transmembrane transport; malate-aspartate shuttle.